UGCCAUCUCAGUGUAGUGGGAAACAGAAGGGCACCACGCAAAUUGUGCGGGUAACAAAAUGACUAGUCAAUGGAUGGACGGGUUUUGGCUUAAAGUUAAUAUUCUGCUUUCACUUUUGUCACUGAUCGUUUGCUUGUCUAAUUGCCCUUGCUCUGAAAGUUCCUUCUGCAAUCCAAUAGUUAGUCCUCCAAGAAAAGAGAUAUUUGUAUUUCAACUUGGAGGCACGGACUGGAAGAGCUAUGAUUGGUCAGUUGUCACCACAGUUGCUAUGUUUGGAAAGUACGACCCUCAGUUGAUGUGCUAUGCCCAUUCUAAGGGUGCCAGGGUGGUUUUAAAAGGUUACCUAUCAGCAACACAACUUAAAAAUAAAACCAUAACACAGCAAUGGAUAUCACAACAAGUUCAAUUGGCAGUUGAUCAGUUUAUGGAUGGUAUCAAUAUCGACAUUGAAGGUCCUUUGGACAAAUCGGAAGCUCCGUUACUAACACAGUUGGUUGCUGACACCACCAAAGCUUUCCAUCAAGCUAUACCAGGUUCACAGGUUACCACUGACGUAGCAUGGUCACCUGACUGUAUCGACAAACGCUGCUAUGACUACAAAGGUCUUGCAGAAUCGUGUGACUUCCUGUUCUUGAUGUCGUACGAUGAACAGAGCCAGAUUUAUGGUGACUGCAUCGCUAUGGCAAAUUCCCCAUACAAUAAAACUGUUUCUGGUGUUGAGAAGUUUUUGAAGCUUGGUAUCUCAACUGACAAACUUGUGCUUGGUGUACCCUGGUAUGGGUAUGAUUAUCCCUGCAUUCAUUUAACUGAGGACCAUGUAUGCAGUAUUGAGAAGGUUCCAUUCCGUGGAGCACCAUGCAGUGAUGCUGCUGGCAAACAGAUUGCGUAUGGUGCCAUACGGAAGAUGUUGAGUGUUAAUUCCACAACAGGACGUCUGUGGAACAGUACUUAUGCUGCUCCUUACUUCCAGUAUAGGAGCACUUCAACAGGUGUUACCCAUCAGAUGUGGUAUGAUGACCCGCAGAGUCUCAAGUACCGUUACAAUUACGCAAGUAACGUUAACCUCCGUGGAGUCGGUAUGUGGCAUGGAGACUGUCUGGAUUAUAGUGGUGAUAGUACGGCUGAGCAACAAACAAAAGACAUGUGGGAUGCCAUUGCUUCAUUUCUUUGAAAAUUAUACAAACUAACAACCAAGUGCCUAUUUAAAGCUCUAUUACACAUUUUGGAUGAAUUUAAUUGUUAUUAUUUUAUAGUACUUGCCUUGUGGCCUGUCAUUUAAAUUUUUUUGUUUUUCAUCAUACAGUAUUGUACUACUGUAUACAGUAGGUAGAAAUCUGUCUAUUUAAACAUUAGUUACAAACCAAAUUGCAGUUAGAGCAUAUGUGGCCUGGCCUGGGACAAACACUAGGUGAUGGUAGUCUCUCAGGCAUCUUCCCAAUGUCUACCAAAUAUUUUCGAACAAUGCCACCAGCAGGGGCAUAGGCUGGUUUGGAACUGUGGGGAGAAGGUGCAAAAGUUGAGAAUAUGGAAUUAAUUCCCUAUUCCAAUGAAAGUUGAUUAUAUAUAUAGUAUUUCAACCCACCCCCAAGCCUGCACCCAUGACCAGCAAGCCAAUCGAGUCUUGUUUUAUUCAUUGAAUGACAGCUUCUUUGUUGGCUUGGACUGUGCAAGAAAAGUCUAGCCUACUGCAUGGUAAGCACAUGGAAGAUUUUCAUGUUUGUGCAGCUUAAGUUUGAAAUUUUGUUAAGUACUUAAAAUAUUAGUCCAUUCAGAUUGGCCUACACAGUGGUGGUGGUGAAGAUUACUAAUGGAAACAUUAAGUAAUAUAAUAUUACUACAAUAAUAAGGAACAAAAAAAA
Messenger RNA from Anneissia japonica, 1859 nucleotides. Its product is annotated as di-N-acetylchitobiase-like. Gene Ontology annotation, cellular component: extracellular region. The coding region runs from base 59 to 1171 and encodes 370 amino acids. NCBI's taxonomy places the organism in Eukaryota, Metazoa, Echinodermata, Crinoidea, Comatulida, Comatulidae. The transcript is spliced from 7 exons. The record is from RefSeq and is a predicted model, not a curated record. Gene Ontology annotation, biological process: carbohydrate metabolic process; chitin catabolic process. Gene Ontology annotation, molecular function: chitin binding; chitinase activity.